This is a messenger RNA of Medicago truncatula (barrel medic), 1670 nucleotides long. Its product is annotated as RGG repeats nuclear RNA binding protein A. NCBI's taxonomy places the organism in Eukaryota, Viridiplantae, Streptophyta, Magnoliopsida, Fabales, Fabaceae. The coding region runs from base 238 to 1374 and encodes 378 amino acids. Gene Ontology annotation, molecular function: mRNA binding. The transcript has 7 exons. The record is from RefSeq and is a predicted model, not a curated record. Gene Ontology annotation, cellular component: cytoplasm; nucleus.
AACGUUGGAGAUUAGGUUGCCGUGCAUUUCUCUCUCACUUCAACACUCCACACACACACUCUCUCUUUCUCUCUCCCAUUGCGGCUAGGGUUUUUCACUCUCUCUCAACCCUUCUCUCUCCGAUCUCUAUCUCCUCCUUCGUACGAUGGUAACUAUGCAAGCCUAGUUUCAACCCUGACGCUCGUGUGUUAAACUUGAACCGCGUGUUAUUGUCUUUUUGUUGUUUCAAAGAAGAAGAUGGCCACUACGAAUCCAUUUGAUUUGCUUGGUGAUGACGCUGAGGACCCUUCUCAGCUCAUCGUUUCUGAACAGCUCAAAGCUGCUGCUGCUCCUCCUGCUGCUAAGAAAGGUGCUGUCAAGGAACAGGGCAAGCCUAAUAAGCCUGCUUUGUUGCCUUCUAAGCCAACCCCUCCUGCUCAGGCUGUGAGGGAGUCCAGAAAUGAAGGAGGACGCGGUGGUCGUGGAUUUGGUGGACGAGGAGGUGACCGUGACCGUGGGUUUGGUGGACGUGGAGGUGACCGUGGAUUUGGUGGUGGUCGUGGAGGUCGUGGUUUCGGUCGUGACUACUCAAAUGAUGACAAUUCGUUCCCUGCCUCUGGAGCCCCUGAAAACCAGGGUCCUGUUGAAGAAGGAGAUAGGAACUCAGAAAGACGUAGCUAUGGUGGACCACGAGGUCCCUACCGCGGAGGCCGUCGUGGAGGUUUCAACAAUGGUGAUGCUGGUGAAGAGGGACGACCCCGAAGAACAUUUGAACGCCACAGUGGCACUGGGCGAGGAAACGAUUUCAAGCGUGAAGGUGCUGGAAGGGGUAACUGGGGAACAGAAACUGAUGAAAUUGCCCAGGUGACUGAAGAAGUCAUGAAUGAAGGUGAAAAGAAUUUGGGUGAUGAGAAGCCUGCAGUUGAAGCUGAUGUUGCUGAAGGGAACAAGGAUAGCCCUGCCAAUGAAGCUGAAGAAAAGGAGCCUGAAGACAAGGAAAUGACUCUGGAGGAAUAUGAGAAAGUGCUGGAAGAGAAAAGAAAGGCUCUGCAAACUCUAAAGACUGAAGAGAGAAAGGUUGACACUAAAGCAUUUGAAACCAUGCAGGCCUUAUCGUGCAAGAAAGACAAUACUGAAAUCUUUGCUAAAUUGGGAGCUGAUAAGGAUAAGCGCAAAGAGGCUUAUGACAAGGAAGAGAAAGCCAAGAAGUCUGUCAGUAUCAAUGAGUUUCUGAAGCCAGCUGAAGGAGAAUCCCACUAUAACUCAGGUGGGCGUGGCAGGGGACGUGGUGGCCGUGGUGCACGAGGAGGAGGUUUCCGUGGAAAUUCGUACAGCAAUGUACCUGCUCCAUCCAUUGAAGAUCCUGGGCAUUUCCCUACCUUGGGUGCCAAGUGAACCCUUUUCGCGCAUAUCUGUCCUAUUUUCAGUUUUGGUUUUUCUUUGAUUUUAAUGAACUAAAAGCAGGAAAAGAACUAUUACUAAUUGGAUUUCCUGUUAAUUUUAUUUUAUGGUUUAAAAUGUAAAUUUAGGUUCAUAGCGAUGUUUAUCCCUUGCAGCCAUUUCCCUUUAUCCUUUUAUCGUGUUUGACAUCUUUCAGGGAAAUGGUUGUGGGGGUAAAGACAUAAAUGUUGAGUCUUUUUUCAUAGAUUGACAUCUCAGUUUUGCUUCUAAUUUUUACUUCCUUUCGUUAA